AAAGAUGGGCGCUAAAAUGUUUCUCAUUUGUCUUUCAACCCCACAUUCGUUUGAUUCAAGAAAUGCACCAAGCAUUGCUUAUAGAUGAAAUCUUAGAGGUCAUUUUCGGUUUUUGUACUGAGAGCUGCACUCUUACUCGAGCUGGGCGAACCUGCCAAGCGUGGAAGGAUCCUGCACUAGAUCGAGUUUGGUGGCGUCUUGCGUCCUUCAAACCUCUGCUAGAUCUCAUACCUGGCUUGUUGUGCGUCAAUGGAGUCUAUGUCCUCGAAUUAUCUUUACAUCCCGAUUUCCGACGUCUACAUUAUUACGCCUCCCGUGUCAAGCAAAUUAUACAUCGACAGAGGAUACAAAUACAUCCUACACUUCUGACAUUGAUUCUCCAGGAUGAGAAGCUUGCGAGCUGCUUCAGAAGGCUCGCCAUAGCUCGGCUUUCCUUGACCAAUUGCCAUGCUAUUUGUUCUAUCAUUUCGUCGGCGAAGGGAUUGCAGACAGUGGAAUUAGAUCUCGGAUUCUCUACGGUCGCAUUCAAAACUGUGAACGGAGCUGCAUCCGAUUUCAUUUCGACUGUAGACCGUGUAUCGAGUUGUUUCACUUCUCUUAGUCUACGUGGUAUUGCGUCAGGCCAAGUGAUGAAUUCAGUUGGGCAUCUAUCGCGUCUUGAAGCCCUUCACCUUCGUGUUGGUACCUCAUUGCCUGCUGAAACUCUAGCCGCAAUAUCGACAUUUCCUUGUCUUAGGGAACUUGAAAUUCACACGUCCCAUAUCCGGCCUGAAGACUUCCGCUUCUCGUCUUCAGUGUGUUUUCCAUUACUGGAAUCCCUUGAUAUUCGUGGGCGUACCAACUCUAUUGAAAAACUUCUACAAAGCAUGCAGAGCGACAGCCUUGCGGUCCUACGUAUCGAUAUAGAAUUCUUGGUUUCAACUGACGAUACCUGGGACGGGCUUUUUACUGCUAUCAAGGAAAAAACACACGCCAGUCUUCUUCAGCUGACGAUAGAGCACCAUAUGGAUACCCAGGAUCUACCUUUAGAAGAUGAUACCCCCAGUAGCUCAGAUACCACCCAUACCUCGAACUCAUAUAUUAAUAACCUUCUUCGCACCAAUCCUAAUGCUCUUCUUAACUUCGAACACUUAUAUUCACUUUCUAAUCACCGGGAACUUCGUCAAAUCGUUCUCGAGACCACCCCUCCAAUUCUCGUUCGAGAUCACGAUCUGGAACAUAUUGUUCGAUGGUGGCCUAAGCUCAAACAUCUUGACUUAGGAUCUGUUCCAACAUUUGACCCCCGAUGGACGCCCAAGCCGACUCCGGCUGGACUAGCAGUUCUCUCUCUCGGGCUUUCUGCUCUUGAAACUCUCGUGAUACCUGUCAAUAUUGCUGGACUGACCUCAGAUGUCGCGACGAAAUUCGCCAAAAAUUCGGACAGCUCUUUGCGAUGUAUAACUCUGACGGCGUUGACGCCACCGGAGCAAUCUUUGGCUCACUGUCUAAACCGUCUAUUUCCUUCGGUUAUAGAGAUUCAUGGCACCUUAGGACAUGAGGAACAUUGGGACUCCGUUCAAAACCAUUAUAGACUGUUACAAGCAUUCUGACUGUUUCAGUUAGAGAUGGUGACCUUUAGACGCCUCGGAAAACCUUAGAUGACCAUUCAUCGGAUUCGUUGGCAAGGACUACCGGUACCAUAGAAAUGUAUCUUAGAUGCCUGUCCGCUUAUAAUGCAAUUUUCCUACCUAUAGAUUGAUGGGCGUUUCUCGUUUCUGCGCAGUGAGAUAAUGCCACAUAUUGUAGAAGUGACCAGAAUCUAUCUCUGCCUCGUAAUGUCGGCCCCAAACUUCAAUCAUUUCAUGGGAGAAUCCGGCCUGCAGUGCAAUUUCCUUAGCACCAACGAAAA
Messenger RNA from Lentinula edodes (shiitake mushroom), 1888 nucleotides. RefSeq lists its product as uncharacterized. The record is from RefSeq and is a predicted model, not a curated record. NCBI's taxonomy places the organism in Eukaryota, Fungi, Basidiomycota, Agaricomycetes, Agaricales, Omphalotaceae. The transcript has 2 exons. Bases 63 to 1589 code for a protein of 508 amino acids.